AUGAAGUACAUUUUGACUCUUGCUCUCCUCGCGGCGCCUUUUGUGACUGCCCAGCAUGCCAGCACCCUCGACGGAAAGGCCAAGGCCAAGGGCAAGUACUUCGGCACAGCCACUGAUGCCGGACUUCUCUCCAGCAGCUCGAACUCGAACAUCAUCAAGACCGAGUUCGGCCAGGUCAGCCCCGAGAACUCCAUGAAGUGGGAUGCCACCGAGCCCUCGCAGAAUAGCUUCAGCUUCGGCAACGCCGAUACCUUGGUCAGCUUUGCGCAGACAAACGGAAAGACCGUCCGUGGUCACACUCUUGUGUGGCACAGCCAGCUGCCCAGCUGGGUCAGCGCCAUCACCUCUGCUACCACUCUUACGAGCGUGAUGCAGAACCACAUUGCCACGCUCGCCGGACGCUUCAAGGGCAAGAUCUAUGCCUGGGACGUCGUCAACGAGGUCUUCGAGGAGAACGGAACCUUCAGGAACUCGGUCUUUUACAAGCUUCUCGGUGAGCAAUUCAUCGACAUUGCGUUCAAGGCUGCCGCUGCCGCCGACCCGUCCGCAAAGCUUUGCAUCAACGACUACAACCUUGACGGACCCGGCUCCAAGAUCGAUGCUCUGAUUGCCCUCGUCGGCCGCCUGCAGAGCCGUGGAGUCCCGAUUCACUGUAUCGGCUCGCAGUCCCAUCUCAUUCUUGGACAGGUCGGAGGUGUCAAGGCCCAGCUGCAGCGUCUGGCCGACACUGGUCUCGAUGUCAUGAUCACCGAGCUCGACAUCAGAAUCCCCCUGUCCGUCACCACUGCCAAGCUCGCCCAGCAGCAGACCGACUUCCAGACCGUCGUCUCUGCCUGCACGAGCAUCACCAAGUGCCUUGGUGUCACCGUCUGGGGUGUCAGCGACAAGGACUCUUGGGUUGACAGCACCUUCCCCACCUACGAUUCGCCUCUCCUGUGGGACGACAACUUCGCCAAGAAGCCCGCCUACACCGGUGCGUUGGCCGGUAUCUAA
Molecule: messenger RNA, 993 nt
Organism: Tricharina praecox
Lineage: Eukaryota; Fungi; Ascomycota; Pezizomycetes; Pezizales; Pyronemataceae
Product: glycosyl hydrolase family 10 protein
Exons: 4
Coding region: 1-993 (330 amino acids)
Biological process (GO): carbohydrate metabolic process
Molecular function (GO): hydrolase activity, hydrolyzing O-glycosyl compounds
Source: RefSeq, a predicted model, not a curated record